Nylanderia fulva is the source of this 3046-nucleotide messenger RNA. Its product is annotated as calcium-independent phospholipase A2-gamma. Gene Ontology annotation, biological process: arachidonate metabolic process. The record is from RefSeq and is a predicted model, not a curated record. NCBI's taxonomy places the organism in Eukaryota, Metazoa, Arthropoda, Insecta, Hymenoptera, Formicidae. Gene Ontology annotation, cellular component: membrane.
AUUUUGUAGGAAGCCAGCCAGCUCGUGUCGAGUGUUGAGACGUAAUGCGUCAUUGUGUUACUUUUGUAUAUAAGAAACGAGACGUUUCAGGACUCACUUCAGUAUCAACGAUAGUUUGAAAAGAUUCGAUCGAUUCGAUCUGAACUUUUUUAUCGAUUACGUGUCAAGUCGAUUCCACGAAUCGAGACUUUUUUAAUUUUGAAAAGUCGAAAGAGUUGGUUAUUCGUGCCUGUGUAACAUUUAAUUUUGACAUUUCUGUGAAUAAUUAAGAAUUAUUGUAUAUUCUCUGCUGUCAAAAUGUCUUUCAGCAGAUAUACAACGCAUCGUCAAAAGUGCAUUUUGUUAACUAGACAAUUUACGGACAGUGCAACUGGUAAAAAUGCCAGUGGAAAUGUAACAAAUAUCACGAAUAAACUUUUACGCUCCAUAAACGACAUAAAAAAACUCACAAUGUCAAUGCAGAAUCAGUGGAAGCUUUUGUCACAAUUAAAGGAUUAUUUGAACAAGACCAACUAUGACAAAAACCAAAUUAAUCUCUCUAAAGAUUGGUUAGAUGCUCUACAGAAGUUAACUUAUUCGCAACUCGACACAAUACGAAAAUUAUCAUCGGACUCUAUUAAAACUACUAAUGCAAACAAGAGUUCAAAUGUAAAGCAUAAAGAAAGCAAUGAUUCAGAGAAUUUGACAAACAUGUCUGAUCAAACAGAAUCGCUUAUAGAUAAUUCCACAAUCAUGCAACAAAAAAUACAGCAGCAAACUUGUGAACAAAAUGUGCCUGAUAAUAAAAUAGAAUCAAAAGAAAGCUUUACAGUGCCACAAAUUCUCUCCACAUUGUUUUUGAAGUUAACUCCCAGAAGUACGCAAACUAUUACUACUAUACCAAAGUGGAAAGUGAAUGUUCACAGUAGUAUUCCAAAACACAGUAUUGUAUCUCGUACACGUCACGUCUUGAACAGUAUCGUAUCAGCCGAGUCGAAUGCUUCAAAGUGGCGGAGAAUCGAGGAAUUAUUAUUGCAUAUCGAUCAGUAUCCAGAGGCAAGACAUUACGCGAUUAAAGAGGGAGCAAUUAAGAUUUUAUUACGAACUCGUCGAAAGACGAAGGAUGAACAAAUUAACACAUCUAUCAGAGAAGCGCUGGCUGUAAUGGGUUAUAUUGAUCCUCUACCUGGUCGAGGCAUCAGAAUCUUGUCAAUUGAUGGUGGUGGUAUUCGCGGAGUAUUAGUAAUAGAGAUGUUGAAGAAAUUGGAGGAACUUACAGGAAAGAAGACGUAUGAAAUGUUUGAUUACAUAUGUGGCGUCAGUACAGGCGCCAUUCUUGCUGCUGUGUUAGUAUUACCAAAGGAUGCUUUGGAAGGAGGACACAAGAAAAAAUCAUUGGAUGAAGUGUCGGGAUUAUACAAAGAUCUAAGCACUAGAGUGUUUACGCAGAGUGCUAUUAAAGGCACUAGCAGUCUGGUUUGGAGUCACGCGUAUUAUGACACCGCGCUAUGGGAACGAUUAUUAGAGGAGCAUUUGGGUGACAAAGUUCUUAUCAAAACCGCGCGCGAUCCAAAUGCACCAAAAUUUUCAGCAAUAUCUGCCGUGGUUAAUCAUGGGAACGUUAUGGCUUACGUAUUUAGAAAUUACACAUUACCGCAUGGAGUGGAAAGUCAAUACAUGGGAUCUCAUAAAUAUAAAUUAUGGGAAGCCGUGAGAGCAUCAGCCGCUGCACCGAGUUAUUUUGAGGAAUUUAAAUAUGGCGAAUAUCUUCAUCAAGACGGCGGCAUUUUAGUGAAUAAUCCGUGCGCUGUUGCGAUACAUGAAGCCAAACAGCUGUGGCCAAAUAAUCCAAUUCAAUGUGUUGUAUCAUUUGGCACUGGUCGAAUCCCACAUCACAUCUUCGAAAACGAUUCUAUGGAAGUCGAGAUCUCGAGUUGGAAGGAAAAAUUCUACAAAAUUUUGGAUAGUGCUACUGAUACAGAAGCUGUGCAUACAAUGCUAAAUGAUUUGCUACCUGACCACAUUUACUUUAGGUUUAAUCCCUAUUUAACGGAAAUGCUAUCGAUGGUGGAAAUACGACCUGAAAAGAUCAGUCAAAUGGAACAGGAUGCAAGAAUGUAUAUACGUCGAAACGAAGAGAAAUUUCAAAAGGCUGCUACCGCUUUACUAGAAAAGCGGCGAAUGCAGCAGAAAAUUGUUGAUUAUAUUACAUUGCAAAGACAAUUAUUGAACCUAUGAAAAGGGAAACAUUUCACAUCUUGAUGAUUAUUCCAUAUGAUUUUCAAAGAUUAUGUGGAUAUUUAUAGUACAAAUUCUUUAUCUUUUAUGCCUCAAUUUGUGUGAAACUUUUUGAUUAAUGCUUCUUUGAAAGAUGCAAUAGACAAUAGUAUAAUAGGCGUGUAUUUCAAAAGUAACUUUGGCGUGACAUUUUUUUGCUUAUUAGUAUUAGUAUAUUUUCGUAACUUCUUACAAGAUUUAAAAUAAUUAAUAGUAAGAUAGUAUUCUAUAGAAAUUUGUUUUAAAUUUUUUAUAUAAAAUUAUUAUUAGUAUAGCUAUUUGACUGUGAUACCUUGUGAUGUGUGCUUAAAUACAAUUUAGAUUAAUUAACAGUAUAAUUUUACAUCUUAUUGUAUGUUUUACAGUAAAAAUGUAGAAAUCUUUAGGGUCAAUUUCACCAACAUCGAUUAACUUAAACCUCUGAUUAAACUAUAUUUUUGUCUCUUUUCAGAUACAUUCUUAAAAAGAAGACAAAGAUAUAGUUUAAUCAGAGGUUUAAGUUAAUCCACGUUGGUGAAAUUGGCCCUUAACAUGAUAAGAACAAAAUGACUGUAUAUAUUCUCAUGAAAAAUAUCAAUCAAUUUAUUAAAAAUUAAUGAGACACACGCAGUCUUAACAUGAUAAGAACAAAGUGACUAUAGAUUCUCAUAAAAAAUAUCAAUCAAUUUAUUAAAAACUAACGAGGCACGCGCUAAGUGUUGGAUGUUUCUUAUGCGUUCUCCUUCACUAUGAAUAUUGUAAAUGUAUAUUAGCAAUGAAUUUCUACAAUAAAAAUAAAUAAUAUAUUAAA